CGACUYGUCCGAAACUGACUCGAUACAAUUAUGGACGAAAACAGCCAUCCAAGCCAAGAGAAUGAACUUAUUGAAGAAGACAUACCAGGAUGUCAGCUUAAUUUUUCAGAACUUGCAUCCUAUCGAGUUGAACAACUUAAGUUCUGGCUUUCUUGUCGUGGUGACUCAUUGAAGAAUCUCCCUACAAAAGCUGCUUGUAUACAAAGGAUUAAUAACUACGUAAAAAAUGGUCUAAAAGAUAAGAUCACUGACCCCACUCCACUUAACAUUUACUCGAAGACCAAAAGUUUAAAGAGGGAUCACAAUCCUGAGACAAGUCACGAUAAUUUAGUUUCUUCUCCAUCUUCUGAUGCUCAGUACAUGAAAGGAAAUUAUUGGAUGACUAAUAGUAAACAACUGCAAUGGUCUAAAUCUCUGCAACAUGCACCAAUUUUCACUAUAAAAGAGAAUAAAAGAAAUUUUUCAGCUCAUCUGGAAAAACAGGAAAGACCCAGAAAAGAGCCGAAAAUCUGUUAUUUGAUAACUUUCUGGACAGUGAUGAAUGUGGUCAUGACAUCGAAUACUUUUACAUUAGAGCUGUAUGCAGUGCAUCAUACACAAAAUCCCAGUUUCACAAAUUAA
Messenger RNA from Exaiptasia diaphana, 621 nucleotides. RefSeq lists its product as uncharacterized. The record is from RefSeq and is a predicted model, not a curated record. The transcript is spliced from 4 exons. NCBI's taxonomy places the organism in Eukaryota, Metazoa, Cnidaria, Anthozoa, Actiniaria, Aiptasiidae. The coding region runs from base 31 to 621 and encodes 196 amino acids.